Messenger RNA from Oppiella nova, 795 nucleotides. NCBI's taxonomy places the organism in Eukaryota, Metazoa, Arthropoda, Arachnida, Sarcoptiformes, Oppiidae. The record is from the annotation of a GenBank genome assembly.
AUGAUUCUCACGAGUGAUUGCUGUGUCUAUGGAUGGGGGGAUAAUAGGGACGGAAAGUUAGGUUGUGGACCAGACAGUGAUAUACAAAACGGAACCAUAUUUCGAGUGAAUUUCAGUCCUAAUCACGAAAUUAAAAGCAUUUAUUGUUAUGGUUAUUCUUCAUAUGCCAUCACAUCAGAGGGACAGGUGUAUAGUUGGGGUCUAAAUGAAUGGUAUAAUUUGGGACAUAAUUCAUCGGAUAAUAUAUGGAAACCAAAACCCAUUGAAGACAUGACUGGUAUUAAGACUAUCUGUUCCAAUGGUCGCAUCACUUACUUCUUAUCAAACGAUGGAUUCAUUCAUUUUUGCGGAGAAUAUAGGAAUACAAACAACGAACUUGUUUCCGAAGUGAAUCAUUACAAGCGUCUAUAUGUAGAGAAGGAUUUAUUAGGUUCGGGAGGUUUUGGGGAAGUGCUGACCAAUUUCGGGAAUUUGUGUUCCGAUAGUCUGCAGAAUAUUCUUCAACACAAACCACAAGUGUUUGGUCGACAACCGGACGAACCCAUGAAUUCAAUCGAAGACCUCAAAUCCGACAAUAUAUUACUGGCGAAGACUGUAAGGAACGGCAGGUUUUUCAAAGUAUGUGACUUUGGUUUGGCUACUGUUCACCAGCACUCGUCAGAUAAGGGAGACCUGAGAUAUCAGGCACCAGAAGUGGGUCAGGGAGUGGACUAUACCCAUAAGAUAGAUGUCUACAGUUUGGCUAAAAUUGCAGAACAAGAUAUUUUUGGGAUUCAUUUAGUGGACAAACCGUAA